Molecule: messenger RNA, 699 nt
Organism: Striga hermonthica
Lineage: Eukaryota; Viridiplantae; Streptophyta; Magnoliopsida; Lamiales; Orobanchaceae
Source: the annotation of a GenBank genome assembly
AUGCCGAAGCGAACGACGCAUACGUACUCGAGCGAGGACGCUUUGCCGGACGGCCCCGAUUCCGAUCUCUUCGUUUAUUACUGCAAGUUUUGCGGCUCUCAUGUCCUCAUCACCGAUACACAAUUGCAGAAAAUGCCGAAAAGGAAGACGGACAAAGCAUAUGUGUUGGACAGGAAGAAGCAUUUGGCUAGGCUAAACACAAGUGAAGCAGGAAAGGUCCUAUUGAAGCGGGGCGAAGGUAAAUUGGAGAAGCAGUUUCGGAUGAAUUGUUUGGGUUGUGAGCUGUUUGUUUGUUACCGAGCAGAAGAGGAAAUGGAAUCGGCUUCUUUUAUAUAUGUAGUUGAUGGUGCUCUUAGUACAAUUGCCGCUGAAACAAAUCCCCAGGAUGCUCCUGUUCCCCCAUGCAUAUCACAAUUAGAAGGAGGCCUUGUCCAAGUCGCCAUAGAAGUGGAAGACCGUUCACAACGCUCGGCAAUUACAAGGGUAAAUGCUGAUGAUGUCCGUGUUACUGUAGCUGCUCCUGCUGCCCGUGGAGAAGCAAACAAUGAGCUUUUAGAAUUUAUGGGGAAGGUAUUGGGUCUGAAGUUGAGCCAGAUGACUCUUCAGAGAGGGUGGAACAACAAAUCAAAGCUCCUGGUGGUUGAGGAUUUGAGUGCCAGGCAGGUAUACGAGAAACUUCUCGAAGCCGCACAACCUUGA